This is a messenger RNA of Racocetra persica, 212 nucleotides long. Lineage: Eukaryota; Fungi; Glomeromycota; Glomeromycetes; Diversisporales; Gigasporaceae. The record is from the annotation of a GenBank genome assembly.
AAGAAACAUCAGCAAUGAAUGAAGAAAACAUGACGAAAAAAGAGCUUUUAACGAUUAUUAACUCAUUGUUAAAUUCUAUUAAUAUCUUAAACUAUCCAAAGUAUCGUGGAUUGCUGCAAAAAACUCGUAGUCAACUGCAAGAGAUCUUGCAAAGUAUUAGAGAUCUGCAUAAUGACCAAAGGCUUGAAAAUGAGAUAGAGCCAGAAAAUUAG